AUGACCACACAUGAGGUGACUGUUGUCCAUCAGCUCCUCAGCAGACACCAGCCGCAGAUGCUUUUUCUCGCCCGUCACAGCCGCAUCGUUGACUGGCGGAAGCUCUUGACCUCAGCCUAUGAGAUCUAUGGCAUUUUGACCACCUCCAAAGGUUCCUUCACGGCUAUGGAUCAUCUCCCCUCCCACCUCACUGCAGGGGAGCAUGUCCUAAGCCUCGUGCAUAUGUGCCGCACCACUGAAGUCCUAAAACCUGACAAAUUCAUGUUUACCAAACACGAGAUCGCCGACGGUCUCAAUGUGACAAUUUCUCUUGAGCAAGUAGGGCCACGUCUUCAAUCCUGGUUGUGGUUCGGGACAAUCACUAAAUUACUCACCACAGUAGGAGUUUCCGUGACGCCCGAAGAGUUCGUAAUUUACGAUCAGUCGUUAGGUCUGCGACUCAACACAGCUUCAAUCCACCGUUACCUGUGGUACUGGCUGGCUGCAGAGUCUCGCGCCAGCAAGGAAGAGCGAAUUCGACAUUAUCCAAUUGUCAACGACUGCUUGGAUCCUGUCCAUAGAGUCUUGCCAAUGCAAACCAAUAUUGGUGACCGACACUGA
This is a messenger RNA of Cladophialophora bantiana CBS 173.52, 600 nucleotides long. RefSeq lists its product as uncharacterized. The transcript is spliced from 2 exons. Lineage: Eukaryota; Fungi; Ascomycota; Eurotiomycetes; Chaetothyriales; Herpotrichiellaceae. The record is from RefSeq and is a predicted model, not a curated record. The coding region runs from base 1 to 600 and encodes 199 amino acids.